AUGACCUUGACGUCUUCUCUCGUUGGCCAAUGCCUUGAAUGCCCACUUCCGUUAGCUCUGCCGCAAGGCCCGAGUGGACCGGACCACUCAGGCAAAAGCCGGCCUACGGAGUUUACUGGUAUGGCCCCGAUCUUGGAAUGGUGGGGCAGCAACAGAGGUCCAGCAAACAAGGUCGGGCAUUCUUCUCUUUGUCUUGUUUUGCUCUUAUUGCAAACCAACUCCAUAGUCUCAAAACUAAUCCAAAGAGUCUUAAACUCUCGAGGAAAACCAGCCAAGCGUUGGCAAGUUGAACCUCUAAAACCAUCUUAUGGACCGUUCAGCUCUGACAGCCUCAGUGCUCCAUCGAUGCCCAUGGCACCGCUCACUGACGAGACCAUCGCCGCCGCAAAGAGUGCUGAUGCCGUCCUUCUCGGCGGUCCCGAAUGUGGCAACGGCGCUGUCCGACCCGAGCCAGGCCUUCUGAAGCUUCGCAAGGGGAUGGACAUAUACGGCAAGCUGUGGCCUUGUUUCUUCGCGUCUGGCUCUCUGGUUGACGCCUGUCUCCCCGAAGCCUCUGUAUGCUGCGGCACAGUUUUAUCAUCAUCCCUGUACACACCGGCGCUGUUCACUUUAGCGAGCGUAAAUUCCGGCUCAGAUGAGACACAAAACCUUACUCCUAUACCAAGGCUGGGCGUGUUGACCAUAUGGUUGGGUUCCUUGCCCGUGGUCGCGGCGACAAGAAGCAUCGGCCUUCUGCCCAGCGCUAACUUGAGCCAUAUUCUUGAUAUAAAGGGCGUCCCCAAACUAUUUGGUACGAUCCUAUCUGUUGCUAUGAUUCUCUGCUACUCUCUCAACCUGCCCGUGGAGGCCAAGGCUGUUGAGGGGGUUAUCCGUAUGGCUCUGGAAGGUGGUCUGCACGCCAAGGACCUGGGUGGUAACACAACCACAGAGGAGGUUGGUGAUGCUGUUUUUCAGGAGCUGGAGAAGAUUCCCAAGGCUUAA
This is a messenger RNA of Fusarium fujikuroi IMI 58289, 981 nucleotides long. RefSeq names its product LEU2-Beta-isopropyl-malate dehydrogenase. NCBI's taxonomy places the organism in Eukaryota, Fungi, Ascomycota, Sordariomycetes, Hypocreales, Nectriaceae. The record is from RefSeq and is a predicted model, not a curated record. The transcript has 4 exons. The coding region runs from base 1 to 981 and encodes 326 amino acids. Gene Ontology annotation, cellular component: cytosol. Gene Ontology annotation, molecular function: 3-isopropylmalate dehydrogenase activity. Gene Ontology annotation, biological process: L-leucine biosynthetic process.